AUGAAAACUACCCCGAUUAGUUACCCCAACACAAGUAAACUCCCCAAUGACAAAUACCAGAUUAGUGUUAUGCUCACGCACUUUUUUUCUUUACAAAGAGUUUUACCCAGGCGUAUACAACAAAAAUUUUUUAAUUUUAUCCAAGACAAAUUAAUUGCACGCAAGGCGAUCAUUAUAUCACGUGCUUGUAAAAUAGACUCACGUAACAUUAGCAUUAAAACUUUUUUUAAUUUUACCUACAAAAGAUAUCGCUUUCACUUUGGAAUUUAUACUCCUUGUUCUCAUAAUCAUAUAACCCCCGGAUUCUCUGAUUAUACCCCUGCUAAAAGUAUUUGUAAAGUACCAGCACUGUUCUUGAUGUCCGACUUUAGAAGAGCUUGCGUCUUACAUCAACCUACAUUCUUUAAAAAUGAUAUGUUUACACAUAUUAAAAACCCUAAAAAAGAAUUAAAUAUUGACAUCACAGACCCUUCAAUAACCCCAAAGGCUUAUUAUCAUGCUAACCUUUUAUACACUCACUGGAAUACACACAGAACAAAAAGAAUUUACUCCCAAAGAUCUGGAAUUUCUUACGAAGAAACGAUUCACGCUCAUGAUCGUUAUUCAAUUAAUCACCUUAAUAAUAAACAUAUAUACAGAAAGAGACUUAAUAAUUUUUCCUUUCGAAGAAGUCAUAACCCUCGUGUGAGCAAGACUCAAGAGAUUCGUUUUGAUCGGGCUAAACGACGCAUUUUUCAUAUGAAAGAACACAAUCCUCUCGAUCAUCAGCAACAUCGAUUUGCUACAGCGCAACGAUAUCAGUUUAUGUUUACCGAAUCACAAUUUGUUCUUAAACCCAUCAAACAUCUACUCUACAACCAAGGUCUUCAUCAUAGAAAUUACAAAUUUUGGACGCCUUUUUUUGGACAUCCUGGUAGAAAAAUUAUGACUAACAUCGUUGAGGAUACUCUAUCACUUAAUAUUGUUCAUACGGUGGCCCCGUACAAUCCUAUCCCUAAUAUGUUUAUUCUUCGCAAAUAUCGUAAUAUAAUUCCUAAGGAGCCUCUUUAUACCGCUGAUGGUAUAUAUAUUGUUCCUGGUUCUAGAGAAUGGUUUACUUAUAUGUAUAAUUUACACAUCAACUUGCCUCCACCACUUAUAAAAGCACAACAUCGUGCCUUACGACUUGAGAAUGAGCAUAUCGAAGUAAUUAGAAAAACUAAAGAAGAUGCAAUUCUUCAUGGGACUUCAUUUAAUCGUGUUAAUAGACGAAUACACUUGGCAUUUACGCUAACCUUAGUUAGUGAGCGUGUUCACUAUGAAAUGACGGAUUAUACAAAUGACUACUUGGCAUCUGACGAUGAUAAGAUCAAAUCAGAUAUUUAUGAAAAAAUGACUAAAUUUACCGCAUUAGUGAUUAAGGGAGCUAAAGCGCGUGUUCUUGACAGCAAACUAGCACGUGGCGGCCGUUCUUUCUUUCCUUCAGAAGUGACAGUGGACACUUCUGACGAUGCUAAGGAACUUGAACUCAGACCUAAAAAAAAAAGAAUUUCUUCGCAUACUAACCUUUACCCUUUGAUUGACAACACUGAUCGAUUUAAACGUAGACGUUUCUCUCCUGCCGUUAUGGAUAACUCAACAGGAGCGGAGCUUUAUUAA
Rhizophagus irregularis DAOM 181602=DAOM 197198 is the source of this 1638-nucleotide messenger RNA. RefSeq lists its product as uncharacterized. Lineage: Eukaryota; Fungi; Glomeromycota; Glomeromycetes; Glomerales; Glomeraceae. The record is from RefSeq and is a predicted model, not a curated record.